Messenger RNA from Aspergillus ibericus CBS 121593, 921 nucleotides. RefSeq names its product putative prefoldin subunit 1. NCBI's taxonomy places the organism in Eukaryota, Fungi, Ascomycota, Eurotiomycetes, Eurotiales, Aspergillaceae. Gene Ontology annotation, biological process: protein folding. Gene Ontology annotation, molecular function: protein folding chaperone. The coding region runs from base 191 to 556 and encodes 121 amino acids. The transcript has 3 exons. The record is from RefSeq and is a predicted model, not a curated record. Gene Ontology annotation, cellular component: prefoldin complex; cytoplasm.
GGUACCAUUACCAACAAACAACCUUUUCAAUCAUUCCGAUACCCAAUUCACUCAGCAUCUUAACUGAUAGCCGAGUCACCAUAAUUGGGAUUCCCCAUAUACGCGCAUACUUUAACUCCGAGAACGCGAAACCCAUCAACCCCAGAUUACCCCUCAAUACCAAAGCGGGACUCCCCUCUCCUUGCCCAAGAUGUCUAUUCCGAACGAAGCUCUGCAGAAGCUUCUGCGAGAAAUCGAAGCCCAGGCUAUCAGCUCCCAGCAACAGAUCGGGAUCACCAAGGCGCAGAUCACAACCAAGCAGCGAGACAUCCGCAUGUUGGAACUCACGUCGAAGGAGAUCAGCACUCUGCCCAAGGAUACAAGAGUGUAUGAGGGGGUAGGAAAGAUGUUCGUGGGAGUUCCCUUGAACACGAUCGAUAAGCGUCUGUCAAGCGAGAGCGGCGAUCUGAAAUCGGAGAUUACGGGCUUGGAGAAGAAGCUUCAUUACCUUGAGAUGACAAAUAAGAACAGCCGGGAGAAUUUGGAGCAGAUCCUCAAGUCCGGCGGCAAGGCGUGAGGGGCUGUCUCGUUGGCUGCUUGGAUAUGGAAGGAGGGUAAAUUGAACUGAUAAUUGAUGCCGUUAUGCUAGACAUACCUCCCUUUUCUGGAAACAGGGGAUGGAUGGGACGACAUCCUCGGAUAGCUGCACGGAGAACACACACCAGGAUGAAGGUCCGGGCGGUAGUCUCCGGAUGCUGCAUUGCAUUCUGCUGGUCCUUCCUAAAGUGGUACCGGGAAGGCCGCGCUGGCUACCGGUAGUCAUGGUAUGUUUGCUGCAUGCGCGGAGCGCUCAGCGCUCUCCGGGCUGGGACUUGGUGAUCUAUAGAGGUCUCUGACCUGUAUCACUAGCCAUAGUAUAUGCAAUACAGGGUUCUUCUUGCG